UCAUGUAUUUCUGGCCUUGUUGCUUUCCUCUUUCUGUCUGCGGUGGUGUAAAGCAGCCUUAGCUUUCAAUCCACCAUUGUGUUUCUUGGGACCACGCAACACACACUUCAAUCCCCAACUCCGCGCAUUAUCCUCUCUCCGUCCUUGCUCAUGUGUUCUUCAAGUCUCUUCGGUCACCUCUAGAAAACGCAUUUCUGUGCAAUGCAAUACACCACAUUCCGCUUCUAUACGUGAUCCGAAGUCAGUGAGGAAUCUCGUUCUUACACGCAGUGAAGAUCACGGCUCCUCGUCGAAAACUUGAGAUUCAACCAGUUGGGUCCCUUGUCUUUGAUUUCGGGGUGGUGUUUGCGAGGAUUGCAAUGGUCUGGAGUUGUGGUUUGAUUUUGAAGAAGCUUCACGCAGCUAGCAGAGCUGAGAAGGCUGUGCGCAUCUACAUCUAGGCUGAGCCCAGCAAUGAGCAUUAUGGGCAAUUCGUGCAGUGGCUAAUUUGAGACUAAAUUUGCUCUGGGAAUUUUAAAUGCCUUCCGCUUGUUUGUUGGAAAUUUCACCUAGUAGGGUUUGUGGUGCGAUGGAGGGAAAUAUCUUCUGAAUCUCGUGCUGAACGACGAAUCAUAUUCGAACUCAGUCUUUAGGAGGGCAGGUGCUGCAUUAAUCAGGGUUACGGGCACACUGAACACAUCCUCCAAGCUUCGUCAUCAAGCAUUCGGUCAGGGAUGGUGGGAGCAGGCGAUGGACCCUCAGGCGAAGGCUACCCGUCUUCAGCCUCAGCCUCGGCCUCUGACGUGCUGUCAUCCUCAUCCUUGCCCAGGUCGUUCAGCUACGGAACAGAUAAUGAGCUUGAGGCUGGGAGAUCUCCCGGUAAUUCUGUGCUCGGGAGCAGAAUGGGUUCCAGGGAGUCGCUCCUUGGCAGCCGACGAGACUCAAUGUAUGGGAGCAGAUAUGGCUUUGGGAACGCGUAUGUCCAAGUAGAUGAUCUCGGGGUCUACCUUUCAUCUGUUGCGGUCACUGUCCUGACGGGCGUCAUGGCUACCAUUGGGAUCAUUCUUUUUACACUCGUCGUCACCCUCGCUGUGAUGUUAGGCAAAUGUCAGAAGAAGCCUCUGUCAAAUGCCUGUGCGAGUUUUGCUUUCAAUACCGAGAUGAACAAUUUGCAGGGCUAUUUGCUUCCUCAGGAAUGUGAAGGUUAUGUUGCUGGAUAUGUUAACUCUGGUCAAUACCACUCUGAUUUUGCGGUGGCGAUCGAAGCUGCUAGAACGUAUUUAAACACAAUCGAGGCAGAUCAAGAUGGGAAGGACCUCAUCGUGUUGGACAUUGAUGAAACAGCCUUGUCGAAUAUGCCCUACUACGUCGAUCACCAUUAUGGAGUCGAAACAUUUAAUGGAGAAACCUGGAACGCAUGGGUGAACAAUGCGAGCGCCCCAGCAUUAGAUGCAAUGUUGUCCCUGUACACAGACUUUCGGGCUCAGAAUUGGAGUUUUGCCUUUAUCACAGGAAGAUCAAAGUCACAGUACAACAAGACUGCCCAGAACCUGUAUGAUACUGGGUAUACAGGCUGGAAAACCCUCGUCUUAAGAUUACCAGACGAGGAGAACUUAACUGCGGAUGAGUACAAGUCCAAGCACCGGAAAAGGUUGGAAGAGGAGGGCUACCGCAUCAAGAGCUGUUUGGGUGACCAGUGGAGCGACUGCUCAGGGGAGAGCGCUGGCAAGCGUACCUUCAAGUUGCCUAACCCCAUGUAUUACAUCUAUUAGUGGCCUGAUUAUUACUCUAGGCAGGAGACAAAUGUCACUACAGGUAUUGAUCGGUUAAUAUCUCAUUUUUUGCAUGCCCUUAUUAUUUUGCACACCCAUUUAAAUCGAGUUCCUUGUGGAUUUGUUCUCGAGUCUUUUAUAAGUGCAUUAGAGGUACGAGGAUUUGAUAACUUUUGCCAGCUCUUUCUGGUGACAUGUGAGCAGUCUACAGUACAUGUCCUUUCAUGACUAGACACUGCUGCUUGCUGCAAGUGUGCCAGCUUCUUGUAAGUUAGCACCAGUAGAGUUUAGAUUCCAUUGUGUUAGCAUGUAAAGAGUUUGACCGGGUAAGACGUUAUGAUAAUGAUCAAACCUCCAGCCAUGAGAGGCUUCCACGUUUGACUGGAAAGCAUUCUGUCUUGAGGUGAAUAAUGUGCUCCUUUUCUAGAACAGAAAUUUGUGAUUCCUUUGUUUUUA
Physcomitrium patens is the source of this 2207-nucleotide messenger RNA. The record is from RefSeq and is a predicted model, not a curated record. Lineage: Eukaryota; Viridiplantae; Streptophyta; Bryopsida; Funariales; Funariaceae.